Neoarius graeffei (lesser salmon catfish) is the source of this 3508-nucleotide messenger RNA. RefSeq names its product RAD54 homolog B (gene rad54b). The coding region runs from base 118 to 3078 and encodes 986 amino acids. The transcript is spliced from 16 exons. Gene Ontology annotation, cellular component: nucleus. Gene Ontology annotation, molecular function: ATP binding; ATP-dependent chromatin remodeler activity; DNA translocase activity. Gene Ontology annotation, biological process: double-strand break repair via homologous recombination; reciprocal meiotic recombination. The record is from RefSeq and is a predicted model, not a curated record. NCBI's taxonomy places the organism in Eukaryota, Metazoa, Chordata, Actinopteri, Siluriformes, Ariidae.
CGCAUUUUGAGAGGGACAAUACAGUGACUAACUUCGCUCGGAAAUAAUAUUGAAUCAACAUAAAGACAGAACAGACAACAAGACCAAACAAAACAAGCAGCUGAUUAGUUAUAGAGGAUGCGCAGGUCUGCGGCUCCAAGUCAGCUCCUCACCGGCAAUGCUGCAAAGAAGCCAAGAUUUGUACCUCCUGCCCCGGUGUACACUUUGAAUUCAGAGCCUGUGCUAACAUCGAACCCAGGACAAAUACCAACAUUAGCACCCAAACCAGCACCUAACAAUGUCCUUAACAAGGUGCAGAGGAGCUUGUCUGAGAGGAUUGUAGACACUCCAGCUGUUGCUAAAGUCCCAGCAGCGGGUAAGGCUUUAGCCAGGGUUCUGAGUGCCGUCGCUCAGGAAGAGAGGAAAGAAAAUGACCUGGAGUCUCUGAGCUUCCCUCUGGAAUCAGGGCAGCUCCCAGAUUCACCGUCACCACCACAACAGCCAGAUGUACCUCUUAAACACACCACCACCACCACGCCAACCACACGGUACUACAGUGUAAUGUGGUGCAAGUUAUCCUCCAGGAAGCACAAGCGCUGGGAAGGUGAUGCUGUGCUUGUGGCCACAGGACGCAGCGUUGUCCUCAAAGACAUGGAGGGUAGAGAUAUUGGACGAGGGUCGGGUUACAAAGCAUCUGAGCUGGAGAGUCUGUGUGAGGGCCAGACUUUAAUGGUAGGAGGGAAGCAGAUUGAGGUCAUGGGGAUCAUCUCAGAUGAAGACUACGCUAAGGGACGAUGUUUUCAAGAUGCCAUUGCGGAGGUUCCUCGAGAGACGACUGCUAAAGCACCAGUGAGACAUCGGACACCUCAGCUGGCCAAACCCUUUGCCAGACCAGCAGUGAAGGAUGUAACUGGGAGAGCACCCAAACCUGAGGGACCUGUCUACAAGCCCAGACAUGACCCUAAUAGCCCAGGAGCCGUUGUGAUGCCCCGGCCCUCAGCCAAUCACCAAUGGCUUUGUAAUAAAAAUGGACUCCCAUUAGUGGACGUGGUUGUGGACCCUCAUCUAACAAAUCAUCUACGACCACAUCAGAGGGAGGGUGUGGUCUUCUUAUAUGAAUGCCUCAUGGGAAUUAGGUUGGCUGGCCGCUAUGGAGCCAUUUUAGCAGAUGAGAUGGGUUUGGGGAAGACACUGCAAUGUGUGUGUGUGCUGUGGACUCUACUGAAGCAGGGGCCUUAUGGUGGGCGAGCCGUAGUGAAGAGAGGGUUGGUGGUUUGCCCUGGUAGCCUGGUGAAAAACUGGGCUAUUGAAUUCAACAAAUGGCUCGGCAGAGAGAGGAUCAACGUAUACACUGUGGACCAGGACAACCGUGUGGAGGAUUUUAUAUCCUGUCCCCGGUCUCCUGUGAUGGUGAUCAGUUAUGAGAUGCUACUGCGCUCUAUAGACACUUUAAAGAAGCUGGAGUUUGGUCUGGUCAUCUGUGAUGAGGGCCAUCGGCUUAAAAACAGCAAUAUUAAGACAGCCAGUGCUCUCUCAGCCUUGGCCUGCGAACGUCGGGUAAUACUUACAGGCACCCCUGUUCAGAAUGAUCUCCAAGAAUUCUACUCCAUUAUUGAGUUUGUGAAUCCAGGCAUUUUGGGAACUUCAGCAGCAUACAGAAAGGUUUAUGAAGAACCAAUCCUGAAAUCCCGCCAGCCUACCUGCACUGAGGAGGAGAGGUGCAUCGGUGAAGAGCGAGCAGCAGAACUUGCUCGGCUGACCGGUGCUUUCACACUACGACGGACUCAAGAGAUCAUCAACCGUUUCUUACCUGGGCGGCUGGAAUGGACAGUGUUCUGCCGGCCCACAGAGCUGCAGGUGCAGCUGUACAAUGAGCUGCUCUCUAGCCGACCUGUCAGGGCCUGUUUUGCUGUUGCCAGCACGCGUGCAUUCACACACAGCCCUCAUCUUGCCUGCAUUAAUGCUUUGAAGAAACUGUGCAACCACCCUGGGCUCCUUUACAACACGAUAAAGACAUGGCUGUGGAGGGGAAUCCUGCAAAGCCUGUUUGUGAUUGUUAGGAUAUUCAGCGAACAGAAGCGUAAAAUCUUUGACGGGUGUGUCGAAAUUCAAGAGGGGGAAAACUUUGCACAGUUGUACUCAAGAUGCCAUGAGCUUGUUACCCUGCGAUGUGCCAACUUGGGCUACAACUCUGUGGAGGAGAAGAAAAAUGAUGAUUUAUAUGACAACAUCUGUGUAGACCUUUUUCCUGAGACCUACGCCACUGGAGGUUAUUGUACAGGAGACUCUGGGAAAUCGCUGGUGCUCGCAGACCUUUUGGCUUCCAUAAAGCAUUUCAACUGCACAGACAAGGUUGUGCUGGUGUCUAAUUAUACACAGACUCUCGACCUGCUGCAAGACCUCUGCGCUCACCUUGGUUACACCUGGUGUCGGCUUGAUGGACAGACACCUGUUGCCCAACGACAGCGAAUUGUAGACUCCUUUAACCGUGCAGACUCCUCCCACUUCCUGUUUCUUCUCAGUUCAAAGGCUGGAGGAGUGGGGCUUAAUCUCGUUGGUGCCUCCCAUCUGGUUUUGUAUGAUAUAGACUGGAACCCAGCGAAUGACAUCCAGGCCAUGGCCCGGGUAUGGAGAGAUGGGCAGAAGAAAACCGUUCACAUCUACAGAUUUCUAACAACAGGUACCAUAGAGGAAAAGAUUUAUCAGAGACAGGUGAGUAAGCAGGGACUUUCUGGAGCUGUAGUAGAUCUUGGUAAAAAAGGUGAGCACAUCAACUUCUCAGCCGAGGAGCUGCGUGACCUUUUCACGUUUGACCCGAAUACCAACUGCCUCACUCACGACCUGCUUGGCUGCAAGUGCUCAGGGGAUGGAAGAAUGCCAGGUAACACACACAAACACACAUUCUGGAUCAUUUGGCGGGCGUGUCAGUUGGGUCGCCGUGCCAGUGUUCCACAGCGGAUCAGCAUGUCUGAGCUUAUGCAAUGGAAGCAUUUUAAAGGAACCAUCCCAUCAUAUAGUGAUGUUUACUUGGACCAUGCACACAGUCAUAUCACAUAUGCCUUCCAGAGCACGACUUCCAAAACUCAAGACAUGGCAUGAAACACUCACACACAACACGUACAAGAGUGGAUUUAAUGGACAGAAUAAAUCUAAUGUCAUGAAGUUAUGGAAGUACUGUAACUGUAAAUCUCGCAAAGGUUAUGUGCUGGAAAUGUGCUUUUUAAAAAAAAAUUUAUGUAUUAAAAUUAUUUAAUGUAACAUCAAGGCUGUGAACUCUAACUUUCGAUCUCUGUGCACGGUGUUUGUGCCAUCUCUCUUUACAAAAGGGUCGUGGUGAUGAAGCCAAAGGAAUUCUGCAAAACAUUCGAGAUUGUUUUGCUUGUUUUUACCAUCACUACUAAGGACAUUUAAUUCAAUCUGGUGAAUCUGGAACAAUAUGAAGAAUCAUAAAGCUGUUAAGGGUACACUAAAAUACAGUGCUAGAUAAUUGUGCUUCAUCAGUUUCUAAUGGUCUACUGACCUGAUAUAG